Molecule: messenger RNA, 4320 nt
Organism: Drosophila grimshawi
Lineage: Eukaryota; Metazoa; Arthropoda; Insecta; Diptera; Drosophilidae
Gene: Vha44
Product: V-type proton ATPase subunit C
Exons: 11
Coding region: 141-2747 (868 amino acids)
Biological process (GO): proton transmembrane transport
Cellular component (GO): lysosomal membrane; vacuolar proton-transporting V-type ATPase, V1 domain
Molecular function (GO): proton-transporting ATPase activity, rotational mechanism
Source: RefSeq, a predicted model, not a curated record
GACUUGUGCUCCGUUCGUACGUGCAUUGUGGGUGGUGCGGUUGUGUUGCUUGAUUUUCUAAUACAUUUUCAAAGCACAAAAUCAAAAACAGUGUCUUUCUAUCUGCCUGAAGUGUAGUAGUGCCGCUUAAAUUUAUCAAAAUGAUGUCCGAAUAUUGGAUUAUCUCGGCGCCUGGCGACAAGACGUGCCAACAAACCUUCGACACGAUGAACAACCUCACCAGCAAGCAACAUAGUCUAUGCAGUAACUACAAGUUCCAUAUACCCGAUCUGAAGGUGGGCACCUUGGAUCAGUUGGUUGGGCUGUCCGAUGAUCUGGGCAAACUGGACACGUAUGUGGAGCAGAUAACGCGCAAGGUGGCCAUGUAUUUGGGGGAGGUGCUAGAAGAUCAGCGCGACAAGUUGCACGAGAAUCUGCAGGCCAACAACAGUCCUGGCCCGCCUGAUGAAAUCAUACCGUGUCGACAUCACAAUCGCCUGAAGCAUCUGAGCCUGCGCCACCAGCGUAAACACCAGCACACGCACCACCAAAACAAUCCUUUACACUAUCAGACCCAACAUCACCAUCAGCUGCCCGCGGAUCUCAAGGGUAAAUGCUACAACUCAACAAAACCAACAGCAACCACAUUAACUACCAGUUGCAACACCUCCUACAAUACGCAUGCAGCCUCCGCCUCAGCCUCCGCAUCCGCCUGUGCCUAUGCCUCAAUCUAUGCCACGCCAGCUCGAGCCAGUUGCAAUGUUUGCCAUUUGAGCGGCGGCAGUUUAACAAAUUUAUCCUCAACGCACGAUGAGUCUGAGCGUGAUUUUGAUUUUGUGAUACCGCCGGCGAUCUGUGGCUGCGACGAAUGCUAUGCGCUGAGCAGCAGUUGCAGUGUCCUGUCGCCGCCCAGCGCCAGUGCAACAACCAGCACACUAAUGGCCGAUGAAUGCUAUUCCCAGACAGCUUCCUCCAUGCUGAAUGCGACGCGUUGUGCCAUCAAUACGGUGACAGCCAUUGCCACUGGCAGCAGCAUGGGCACAGCUGCAACAGCUGCAACUGCAAAUGCAGCAGGCGCACCAGCAACAACACCAACCACAUCUGCAACAACAGCAGCAGUAGCAGGCAUAAAAACAGAUGGAGCAUCUUCAUCGACUCUUUGCUCGUCGGCUUAUUUCUCAACGUCGGCGCCAACAGCAAGCACGGCUAGCUCCUCGCACAGCAUGUCGCGCUCUAAUAGCAAAAAGCUGAAUAACAACACAUGCAGCAUAAACAAUAACAAGCUGAGCUUUCGUAGCAGCAGCAGUCACAUCAGUCAAUUGCCACAGCAGCAGCAGCCCCAACAACAGUCACCCAAGCAGCAUCUGCAACAGUUGCAGCUGCAGCAACAGCAGCAGCAGCAACAAUCGCCGCCGCUGCUGUCGCCCACAGACAAAUCCUAUUGCGAUACGGAUGAGGAUGUGGAGCUGGACGAUCCAAAGAGUCCGCAAAGCGCCUCCUCAUUAUCCGAAACAUUCGACUGGUGGUUCAAUAAGCCGAAGCGUAACUCUAAGAAGUGCAGCGCAAAAUUACAACCACAAACACAGAUACAGAUACAAUCACAAACACAGACACAAACCAAAACACUUACAAAUCCAAAACCAAUGACAUUUUGGCAUCAGACAUCGCCCACACCGCGCUCUAGUUAUCGCUCUUUCUUCAAUUCUCUUGCCGAUCAAAUUUAUAGCAAACGUUCUACACCGAGUCAAUUAAAUAUAAACAAUGGAUUUAAUUUAACACCAACUCAUAGAUCGUCUCCAGUGAGUAGUUGUUGUGGCAGUAGUAGCCAGGGGCGUUCCAGUCCAGACACGGAUCUUGCCGAGCCGCCCGAAUUUCCGCUGAGUCCAGCCGAUCUGCCUCAGUAUUUGACCCGUUUCCAAUGGGAUAUGGCCAAGUAUCCGAUCAAGCAAUCGCUGCGCAAUAUUGCCGAUAUCAUUUCCAAACAAAUCGGUCAAAUUGAUGGCGAUUUGAAGACGAAAUCGCAGGCCUACAACAACCUGAAGGGCAACCUCCAAAAUUUGGAGAAGAAGAAAACUGGCAGCCUGCUGACACGCAACCUCGCGGAUUUGGUCAAGAAAGAGCACUUCAUACUCGACUCGGAGUACUUGACCACGGUGCUGGUCAUUGUGCCAAAAGCCAGUGCCAACGAUUGGUUAGCCAAUUAUGAGAAAAUCACCGAUAUGAUUGUGCCACGUUCAUCGCAGCUCAUCAAGGAGGAUCCCGACUAUUGCCUCUUCAAUGUGACCCUCUUCAAGAAGGUCACCGAGGAGUUCAAGCUGCAUGCUCGCGAGCGCAAGUUCAUUGUGCGCGACUUUGUCUACAACGAGGAGGAGCUGGCGGCGGGCAAGAACGAGAUGACCAAACUGAUGACCGACAAGAAGAAGCAGUUUGGUCCACUGGUGCGCUGGCUGAAGGUGAACUUCAGCGAGGCUUUCUGCGCCUUGAUACACGUGAAAGCGUUGCGCGUGUUUGUGGAAUCCGUGCUGAGAUACGGUCUGCCCGUUAACUUCCAGGCCAUAUUGAUCGAGCCCAACAAGAAGAGCGUGAAGCGUUUGCGCGAUGUGCUCAACCAGUUGUAUGGCCAUUUGGAUGGUGCAUCCGCUGGCGGACAUGUCAGCAGUGCUGCCGAUAAUGUGGACAUACCCGGUUUGGGCUUUGGUCAAUCGGAAUACUUUCCCUAUGUGUUCUACAAGGUGAACAUCGAUAUGGUUGAGCAAACAAAGCUUUAAGGGGCUUAUCUCAUGCCUCUGCAUCGCACACACACACACACACCACCACACACACCCACAAACAAAAUUAAAUAUAAAUAAUCCAAAAAACAAAAAAAAAAGCAACCAAUUCAAUAUGCAAAUUGUAUUCGGCACAGCACUCAAAAUGGGGCGCUGGCCAAACUGAAAAUUAAGCAAAAAAACAAAAAGCAAAAACCCAACAACAAGUCUAUCCUGCUCAUAACUUGUAAAGCAUAUAGUUAGAAUCAAAUACAACAACAAAAACAAAAAUAAGCAACAGUUGCCACGCAAAUAAUAACACGCAAACAAUUAAUAGUUUACUAUAAAUAAUUUUAGUCAUUGUUAUAUAAUUAUUGUUGUUAUUUAUGUUACGCGUUCACAGAAUUCCGUUUCCAAGUUCAACUUACUUUCGACAAAAAUGUUAAGAAACCCCCUCCUCCUCCAGCGCGUAAGAGAAGCAAAACAAAAUUUCACAAAAAAAAAAAAAAAAAAAAAAAAUACAAAAAGAAAAACCAAUUUCAACUUAUGCGAAAUAUAUAUAAAACUGGAUAACAUUUUUUUUUAUUUUUAUUUACAAUUUUUUGUUCUGCUUCAGUUUUAAACAGUAUUUUGUUGUUCUCUAUUUUUGUUCACUCCUGUUUGUUUAGAAACAAUAAUUGUGCGUUGUUCAUUACGAUAAAUACAUAUUUAGUAGAAUGAAUGAUAUAGAAAAGUUUUAACACGUAGCUAAAAUUGAUAUAUACAUUGUCACUAAAUUAGCCGAAACUUUAAUUUGAUUUUUUAUUAAUACAAUAAAUAAUUGAUAAUGUGUUAAAUACUGUCUUGUUUUAUGUGCCUGUGCUUUUAUUUCUCCGGUAACUGUGACUAACAAACUAAACCAACUGUUAAGCAAACUUAAACAAAAACUAAACCUAAACCUUAAGUGUCGCAAAUAGUUUGAUGCACAACAUAAAAAGGCCCACUAAUAACACCGAUGCAAUGAAAAAUUCCUUUGGAAAUACAAAAACCCAAAACGAAAGUAUUCUAUUUAUAAAUGUUGCCCAAAUAUCGAGAGUUUAUUAACGUGCAUGUUUCGCAUAAGGAAAAUAAUGCAAACGCUAUGAUAAUGCUGAGAAAUGUUUUAAACUAUUAUAUUAAAGUAAUCAGAAAGAUAAAGGUCUACUUCGAAAUGCGGCUGAUCCAAGUUGAAGAAGCCACAAUAUAAAUAAAUAUAUACACACAUACAUUAUCUAUACAUAUUUGUACCCAACUUGUUCGACAUUUUUUCGUUGAAUUUAAAGGAGAACUUAAUGCACUAAUCUAAUGAGAAAAGAACAAUAAUAUUUUUAUGUAAAGUUUAAUGUAUUUUCAAUAUUUGCUACAGCUACAACAAAUCUAAAUGUUUAACGAAGUAAGAAAAGCAAAAAGAAGAGAAAAACCCCAAAAUUAUUAUAAAAAUGAGACAAAUGCAGUAUCUUAUAAACAUAUAUAUUUUAAAUUUAUGCAUUAUACAAAUAUGUAAAUGUCAAUGCGUUAUAUAAGGUGCCGUUAAGCCAUCCUUGUAAAUAAUUAUAAAGAAAGAAAGACAUUCCAA